AUGCCCUUUGACCCGCUGGCCCGGGGACACGUCCCUGCUGGAGAAAGGCAAUGGGAACACCGCCAUGGCGGCCGGCUACCUCCGGAGCUACCCCCAAACUCUCACCUGAACGGCUACAGCCAGCUUGGUAAGAAAAAGCGGAUGAGAAGCUUUUAUUGGAAAACCAUUCCAGAAGAGCAAGUUCGGGGCAAAACCAACAUCUGGACCUUGGCAGCCAGCCAGCAGCAUCACUACCAGAUCGACACCAAGACGGUCGAAGAGCUGUUUGGGCAGCAGGAAGAUGCCACCAAGGCUUCCCCUUCCAGGAGGGGAGGCUCUUUAAAUUCGUCCUCCAGGGAGGCCAGAGAAGAGAUUACUCUCUUGGAUGCGAAGCGGAGCAUGAACAUUGGGAUAUUUCUUAAGCAGUUUAAGAAGUCUCCUCCGUCCAUCGUGGAAGAUAUCCAUCAAGGAAAGAGCGAACACUAUGGAUCAGAGACAUUGCGAGAAUUUCUUAAGCUUUUGCCAGAGUCAGAGGAGAUAAAGAAACUAAAGGCAUUCAGUGGAGACGUGGCCAAGCUGUCCCUGGCAGACUCGUUUCUGCACUGCUUAAUCCAGGUGCCAAACUAUUCCCUGCGGAUUGAAGCCAUGGUGCUAAAGAAGGAAUUUCUGCCUUCUUGUUCUUCUCUAUACACAGAUAUGACGAUUCUAAGGAACGCUACAAAAGAGCUGAUGUCCUGUGAGGAAUUACAUUCCAUAUUACACUUGGUGCUACAAGCAGGGAAUAUCAUGAAUGCUGGAGGGUAUGCUGGCAAUGCAGUAGGAUUUAAACUGUCUUCUUUGCUCAGAUUGGCAGACACAAAAGCAAACAAACCUGGGAUGAAUCUCCUGCACUUUGUUGCACAGGAAGCCCAAAAGAAAGAUGCUAUGCUUCUAAAUUUUUCUGAAAAAUUGCUUCAUGUUCAGGAGGCUGCCAGAUUAUCUCUGGACAACACGGAGGUGGAGCUGCACUCGCUCUUUGUCAGGACGAAGACUCUCAAGGAGAACAUCCAGCGGGAUCGAGAGCUGUGUCAGCAGAUGGAAGAUUUCCUUCAGUUUGCCCUGGAAAAGCUGGCCGAGCUGGAGCGGCGGAAGCGAGAGCUCCAGGUCGAGGCCCACACCCUCAUCGACUUCUUCUGCGAAGACAAGGACACCGUGAAGCUAGACGAGUGCCUGCAGAUAUUCAGGGACUUCUGCGUCAGGUUCAACAGAGCGGUGAAGGACAACCACGAACGCCAGGUGCAGGAGCUGAGGCAGCGGCAGCGGCUCAAGGAGCUGGAGCAGAAGCGGCGAUCCUGGACGGCGGGGGAGUUUGGAUUCGGCCGGAGCAGCAGUGAGAACGAUGUGGAGCUGUUGACCAAGCGGGGCGCGGAGGAUCUGCCCCCGUUUCUCUGCUGCAGGCCCCCCACCACCCGCCGCUCCCGCCUCUCCCUGGACACCAUGGCUGACCGGGAGCUGCUGAACUUCCUGGAGAGCUCCAUGGGCAGUCCCGAGAAACUCAAGCCCAGCAACUCAUCCCAGGGCUGCCUCUGGCAGGUCCCGCCCGACGGAGCCUGCAGGGAACCUGGAGAACCGAGGGGCCAGGACUCCAGCCUAGCGCACAGACCUCGGGUCUUGGAGGGCCAGGAGGAAGCCCCCCACCCCACCACGGCUUGGCCGAGCUGGCUCCCUGCAGCCCACCCUGAGGAUCCCACCUGCGCUCUGCGCCGCCCUCGGCGCAGUGGGGUCAACACCCUCCGAAAGAGGAGCAGUGCGCCGGUGGGCAUGGAUCCUGUGAGGUCCUCACCCCCACUCUCACCGUUGGCUCUAGGGAUUAGGGAGCAUGAGCUGGUGACCGGGCUGGCCCAGUUCGACCUCCAGGCUCCCAAGGGCCCGGAGGAGCUGGCCGGGCUGACUGGGAAUGACUGCAGCCCAAUGGAGCUGGUAUCCGUGAGGGGUGAGAGCCCACAGUCCCUGGGCGCCCCCAAUAGCAGCCCGACGCCUGUGGGCAGAGGUGCCCAAGUGGGUCCCGGCCAGGAACCUGUCCCCCAGGAUGGCGGUGCUGCCCCUUAUGAGCCCAGAGGCACAGCUGCACUCUCUGAGGGGAGCAGCGACCCUGAGCGCCAAGAUCCUGGGCCUCUGUUCUGCAUCUCCGACACCAACGACUGCUCGCUGACCCUGGACUGCUCUGAGGGAGCCAACUCCAGACCCUUAGAGGGGGACCCGGUUCCCUGGCCUCAGGGUUCCACCUGCCCAUGCUGUGCAUUGCUGGCAACUGGACUUCCGCCACAAAGCCUUUGGGUGUCCUGUGGUUGGCACCAUCUUCCUGAAGACUGUUCCUUGCUCAUCUCCACCUGCUACCUUUGGUGAGGUGAACAGGAGGGAAAGUGAAACUGGUGGACAGAAAUCUGGUGCUCCCCGUGUGUUGGGACUGUGGGGCAAGCCAUCCCUGUAGAUGGGUGGCCACCCCUGGGAGAAUGCUGGAGCUUCCAGAAUUUAAAGGUGCCAUAUUUUGAUGGAAGGUAGUCAGGACUGUUCAGCUGAGCACAUCUUUCCCGUUCUGUUUUCUCAUUUGAGUAUUUGUUGUAAAACUGAGUGAAGGCUGCUAUGACUUGUGUUCACUCUAGUUCCUCUAGGGAGGAAUAAACCCAGACUUUCUCCUUUGCUAAUGUGACCUGGAGCCUGGAGAGAAAGAUUCACUUUCUCUCUCCAUGAUAUUUUUAAAUGUUGAUGUCUGUUCUUUGGUACAGUGGUUUUAAAUCCUGAGAAAAACCAGGUCAAGUUUUAAAAACCAGACCAAAAUUGAAAUUGCUUUAAGAAGACUUUAUACUAUCAGGAAAAUUUUGAAGAAAAAAAAAGUAAGGCUUCAUUCAAAAGAGAAAAACAUACUACUCGGUUCCAAUUUCACUGUUUCCGUCCCAACUAGCUAAUUGGGAAGUGGGGGAAUUCUUGAAACAUUUUUGUUAUUUAAAAACUGCCCUUUCUCCCAUUUUUUCACUUUUGAUCACUAAUUAGUGAAACUUUGUUUUAGAUCUGACAGCGGGAGGUGGGUUUUGGCAAAUAUAGUAAUGUAUUCCUGGUGAAUCCAUACGGUUGAUGUUACAGUCUCCCUGCUGUAGAAUGUUGCCUUCCGUCCAAAUCGAUUAGAAACUCUGAGCUUCCAUGAGUCAGCUAAACUGAAAAGGAAAACAAGGCACCUGACCACAAAACCUUUUGUAAAAAUAGCCCAGAGUAGUAUUUCCAGGGCUCCACAAAGAUGGUUGUGAGAAUCCUGAGCCAUUUUUCGUCAUCUCAAAAGCCUUUAAAAAAAAUCAUGUAUUUAACCAUGCAGACAAACCUGUGUGAAACCUAGGGCCUGUGAAAGAGGUCAAAAUUUGUGCGUUUGUGGGUAGUGUCAGGGUUGUGGCCCCUUGGGGAACCCUGGAAAGCAGGGUCCAAAUCCCUGUUCCCUCACUGAUGCAGUGAGGCUUUGGCAAGUCACUCCCUCUCCUUAAGCCUCUGUUUCCCAGCCUGCAUAAGUGGGGGUAUGGCCUCUGCUGUGGUCUUCAAGGGUUCUGCCAACUCCCAGAGUUCAAGUCAUCGUGAACAGCCAAGAACCCAUCUCUGCCCUGGGAUCAGCUUCUAGAACUAAACUCCGGCAUUUCCACAGUGGAGGUCUCACAUAAAGCCUCGCUCAGAAGAAAGCACCUUCAGAAUGAGUUGUUGCUUUGAAAUCUAUUAAGCUGAGUUUCCUGAGAAGUGGUGUUUUGCUUAGCCCUGUGGACCACUUGUAUGCAUCUGUGUGAGCAGGUGAUCAUUCUAUUACCUUUUAUUGGUAGUAAGCUUGGAAAAAUAAUUUAAAUAUAUAAUGCAGAAAUGUAAAUAGUUUUAUAUAUAAAUUUUAAGAUGAACUGAAUGUAUUUAAAGGUCCAUUUAUAUGUUUGUUCUUUUAUGUAAUGUGUAGUUUAAUAAAGUUCAUGUUUAUGAGA
Messenger RNA from Odocoileus virginianus texanus, 3962 nucleotides. NCBI's taxonomy places the organism in Eukaryota, Metazoa, Chordata, Mammalia, Artiodactyla, Cervidae. The record is from RefSeq and is a predicted model, not a curated record.